Messenger RNA from Hydatigera taeniaeformis, 1018 nucleotides. The record is from the annotation of a GenBank genome assembly. Lineage: Eukaryota; Metazoa; Platyhelminthes; Cestoda; Cyclophyllidea; Taeniidae.
UUACGCCAACCUGCACUGCAAGUUAUUGUUGGGGUAUGCGAAAGGCGCAGACUACUCACCAGGCAUGCGAUUUUCGGGCGCCGCUGCAGGCCAGCACUCAUGGAACGCGGUGUUAGUGGAUGGGACGUGGCACUUGGUAGAUUGUCACUGGGCAGCGCGGCGGCUCAUCGUGAAACGUGCAAGUGUGGAGAAUGUGCGUUACAUUCUGGACACCUUCUACUUCCUCACCAAUCCCAGCCAACUCAUCUAUACGCACUUUCCACACGAUAAAGACUGGCAGCUCCUCCACCAUCCCAUUACUCUGGAGGAGUUUGAGGCGCUGCCUUUGGUGAAGUCGGCAUUCUUUAAGUACAACCUGAGUUUGGUGAGCCAUCGCACUGCAGUGAUUCUCUUCUCGGACCCUGAGGUGCGUGUGGUGAUUGGUUACCCAAAGGAUGCAAACAACACCUUCCUCUUCACCAUUGGUCUUUCUUUUGACGACUCAGAGUCGAGUGAACACUACAAUAAUAUCUCGCUCAUGCGAUAUGCACGACAAGAGGUGGUGGCACGUGAGUGCUGCGUGGCCUUCUACAUCCGUCCACCGAGACCGGGUGCCUACAAAUUGUUGGUGUAUGCGAAGAAACGCGAUGGCAGUGGCAUGGACGGUAUCUACCGAGAGGAAGAGGCACCUGGAAUAAGUAGAGCAGCAGGCGAAAAGAACCUUUAUGGUGCAGUCUGUGAGUAUCGUCUCAUGGCUCGUACACCCUCCAACGCUUGUCUUCCACCAUUCCCGCCCUGCCAGACCGGGAACUAUGGUGUUACUGAGAUGUUCAACCGUUUUAACGUGGUACCAAUAGGCCCAGAAGCGAACGAAGCAACUCUUAGAGCCCGAAAUGGCGUCGUAGAGGUGCGGUUUGCUUUGAUUGGCGGUUCACAGCGCCCUAUGCCGCGGAUGAUGGGGCGAUUGCGUUGCAGCCUUCUGCCCGAAGAAGACCUCGACAACUGCAUUCUCUACCGAGUGCUCAAGAGCGGCACGGAA